AUGGUUUCCGGCUUUGGACCCUCCCCGUGUGAGGUGAUCCUCCAUCUAGCAUCUGAUGUGGUAUGGAUAUCGCCGCCGAAUGCGGCAACGCCGAACGAGGACCAGACGAUGGAUGGCGUCGUGGAAAUUGAAUGCCCCUCUGACCGCGUCAUUCAUGGCCUGCAAGUCGCAUUCAAAGGCACACAAGUCGUGGGUAUGCCCACGUCAGGGACAUUUAAAGACCGAAGUGCGCUGCGUUGGGAAGAGCACGUCGCAAUUGACCGUGUCCUAAAAUUUGAACCACACGACUCCGAUAUCGAGAUGAUACCCAGCGGAAGCACUGCGCGCUCAAAAUCACUGAAAGAACGAAUUGUAAAAAAAAGUACAUCGUCCAAUGAUGCACAAGCUGAAGGCGGCAUCUUUUUGAGCCGCGGCGUGCAUGAUUUCGAAUUUCACCUUAUUAUCCCUGCAUGGACCGCGCCGUAUGAGCGAUGCAAGUACGGCCGCACAAAAUUCCACGUCACGGCCGUGGCAUCCGGUGCAGGCAAGAACGGCACAAAUGCUGUUGCGACACGCGAAGCGUUUGUCGUGCAGAUCCAGACACCCGACGGCGGGCCAUACGGGCUGGAAAUGCAUUACAACGACGUGCACGAAGCGCUGGGGCAGAUAAGUAUCGGACUUGCAUGCACCUCUCUCACUGUUGGAGGGAUCGUCAAUCUCUCUGUGAUACACCCCAACCCGCCGCCAAGCAUUAACGUACACAUGAUCCGCCUUUUUAUCGAGCAAAAAUACGAGCUGUACAACCACGCUACCGAAACAUGGAUCCAAGCGCCACUGGAUAAGUUGCGGGUGUGGGAAAUAGGCUCGCUGCAGCGCAGCAGUAAUGCGCUGGACCAGGGUACUAACACUGUGAUGUCUCGCGAAGGUGUGCUUACUGCCGUAGGUGUACAAGAAGGGACGCGCCUCGGUAUUGCAGCUGAGCGUGCAUUCCCUGACGUACGUCCAUUGAGUGCAUCACUUGACGUGGACGACCGUGCAUUGGAUGAGAUUUCCAAUCCAGGUACGCAUGGAUACCGUAUCAAAACCGUGGUGCGACUGCCGGAUGACAACCGACUGCGGCCUACAACCAUGCGUGGCACAAGAACGCACAUUCGAAUUACGCAUGAAAUGGGAACAGAAUUGUUUUUCUCGCGCCCCCACGUCCUUGACGACCGGCCAGAGAGCGAGUUUUUUGGGCAACUUAAAGUCCAAGUCUUUUCCAUGGCAAAACCAGUCGCAAUCCCUUCCUGUGCAUUUACCUACGACUCCAUUCAUCUUCCGCCUUACUCGCAAGAAUCGCCAUUGGUGUCUGUCCCUCCUAGCCCUGGCCCUGUGCAGAAAAGUGCGCAUUCCAACGUACAUCUUCCACGCCCUACGCAACCAAAUGGACAAGCCGGCACGCUCGCGAGCGAUCGGGAAUGGAGCAGGCUAGUCCACUCUUUGACAAAUUCGGUGAAUGCGUCAUCGAUUCGCACGGUCGCUUUUACGCCUAGCCGCGAGCCUUCUCCGCCCGCGACACGAUUUGGCUUUCUAUCACGCAACAGUCCGCGCCCCAGCUCGCGUCCAGGCUCACGUCCAGGCUCGCGUCCAGGCUCUCGCGCGCCAAGUCCUCCCAUGAUGGAAGCGACGUCCGGUACAAAAAGCCCUGUGGUGCCUGUCUACCGACCCAACGACGGCCAGCCGCGUUGGGCUGGCUUGCAAGGGCUGAGACCGUCAGAGGAACGCGAAGCGCCGCGCAACCUUCUCCAAGGCUCGCCGUGGGCCAUCUCUCAUUUGCCGCACCGCAGCGGCGAAGCGCACGAAUUGUGCAAUUGCGGGCAGUCCACUGAGACCUUAAUCGAGGCCGAGGAACGAUUUCUGGAAGGCGCGCCGACCGCACCCGGCGCAUGGGUCAAUACAAUUCCCACGAAUGCCCACUUGCCGCCGUGGACGCCAUCUUCGCGUCCCACAAGCCCAAGCCGCGAAUGGCGACCUUCUUACCAGUCGCAACAAUCUUUUUCGAGCAAGCCGUCGAGCACAGCGCCUACCUUGACUAAGAUUAGAAACUAA
Messenger RNA from Malassezia vespertilionis, 2067 nucleotides. RefSeq lists its product as uncharacterized. The transcript has a single exon. The coding region runs from base 1 to 2067 and encodes 688 amino acids. The record is from RefSeq and is a predicted model, not a curated record. Lineage: Eukaryota; Fungi; Basidiomycota; Malasseziomycetes; Malasseziales; Malasseziaceae.